Molecule: messenger RNA, 1819 nt
Organism: Onthophagus taurus
Lineage: Eukaryota; Metazoa; Arthropoda; Insecta; Coleoptera; Scarabaeidae
Product: beta-catenin-like protein 1
Cellular component (GO): spliceosomal complex
Source: RefSeq, a predicted model, not a curated record
CCUAACAAAAUUAAUUUUGACAUUUACUAUUUACAAACUAACCUAACUUUUUUAAAAUAAAAACGAUGGAAAUCGGAGAAUUAUUAUCAUUUAAGCCUUCAAAAGCGAUAAAACGUCCCGUUGAUGGUGAAGAUGACGACGAGGAUGAAGUCGAGAAGCAAAAACGGAUGCGAAGAAUCGCUAGAGCUAAAGCAAAUCAAAUGACCAGACCAACUUCGCCUACACCUUCCAUACAAACUCUCGAUCAAAUAACAGAGGAGGAAAGACAAGAAAUUCUUAAAUUUGUUGAGACAGAACAAACGGAAGGUGAAGUUAUCGAUGAAGCUACUAUAAAGAAGAUUGUUUUGAACUUUGAGAAGCGGUGUCUUAAAAAUCGUGAGAUGAGGAUUAAAUUUCCGGAUAGUCCUGAGAAAUUUAUGGAAAGUGAAGUUGAAUUACACGAGAUUUUACAAGAAAUGAGAGUUUUAGCCACAGCUCCUGAUUAUUAUCCAUUAUUGGUGAAAUUAAAUGUUAUUCCAAGUUUACUCGAAUUAUUAUCACAUGAUAACACUGAUAUUGCAGUUGCAACAAUAGAAUUAAUUCAAGAAAUGAGUGACGUUGAUAUUUUACACGAAUCAGAAGAAGGAGCUGAAGCUCUUAUUGAAUCAUUAUUAGAGCACCAAGUUAUCGCUUUAUUAGUACAAAAUUUAGAUCGUUUGGAUGAAAACGUAAAAGAAGAAGCUGAUGGCGUUCAUAACACACUCGCGAUCGUUGAGAAUUUAACCGAAUUACGUACCGAAAUUUGCAACGAAGCUUCCAAACAAGGUUUAUUACAAUGGUUAUUAAAACGUUUAAAACUAAAAGUACCUUUCGAUCCAAACAAAUUAUACGCCAGCGAGUUAUUAUCAAUUUUGCUUCAAGAUAACAAUUCAAAUCGAUUGGCUUUAAGCGAACUCGAUGGAAUUGACACUUUAUUACAACAAUUAGCGUUUUAUAAACGUCACGAUCCCUCGAAUGCGGAAGAAUUUGAGUUAAUGGAAAAUUUAUUUAAUUGUUUGUGUAGCUCAUUAAUGGCGGUUACGAAUCGUGAUAAAUUUUUGAAAGGGGAAGGUUUGCAAUUGAUGAAUUUGAUGUUAAGAGAAAAGAAAACGUCAAGGAAUGGAUCACUAAGGGUGUUAGAUUAUGCAAUGUCUGGACCUCACGGACGUGAUAAUUGCAAUAAAUUCGUUGAUAUUUUAGGAUUAAGAACAAUUUUUCCUCUUUUCAUGAAAACCCCAAAGAAAAAUCGUAAAAAAGUAUUAUCUGCUGAAAAACACGAGGAACAUGUCACCUCGAUUAUUGCGUCAAUGUUAAGAAAUUGCCGAGGUUCUCAAAGACAAAGAUUAAUUAGUAAAUUCACCGAAAAUGAUCACGAAAAAGUCGAUAGAUUGAUGGAAUUACAUUUUAAAUACUUAGAAAAAGUCGAAGCACUUGAUAAUGCAAUUGAUGAAGAUCAAGAUAAUGAGGAUGAUUUUUAUAUGAAGAGACUUGAAGGUGGGUUGUUCACGUUGCAAUUGGUUGAUUAUAUUAUUGUUGAAGUUUGCGCCGCGGGCCCUGCUUCUAUUAAACAGCGGGUUUGUCAAGUUUUAAAUUUACGAGGGGCAUCUUUAAAAACAAUUCGUCAUGUUAUGAGGGAGUAUGCUGGAAAUUUGGGCGAAGAAGGAAGUAAAGAGUGGAGAGAUCAAGAGCAACAACACAUUUUACACCUCGUCGAUAAAUUUUAAAAUUAAUAUGGAGUUUCCUUGUAAUGAUGUAAUGUACAAAGAAUAAGAAUGAUUAAUAAAUGUCAUAAGUAAUAAAA